Macrobrachium nipponense is the source of this 2277-nucleotide messenger RNA. RefSeq names its product E3 ubiquitin-protein ligase TRIM9-like (gene Trim9). Bases 66 to 2249 code for a protein of 727 amino acids. Gene Ontology annotation, molecular function: zinc ion binding; protein binding. The record is from RefSeq and is a predicted model, not a curated record. Gene Ontology annotation, biological process: axon guidance. Gene Ontology annotation, cellular component: neuron projection. The transcript is spliced from 11 exons. NCBI's taxonomy places the organism in Eukaryota, Metazoa, Arthropoda, Malacostraca, Decapoda, Palaemonidae.
GCUGGUGGCUUUCGGAGGGUCGCGAGUCGAGAUGCAACUCAGUACGAGUUGAACGAGUGCGAGAGAUGGAAGAGGAGUUACGGUGUAGUCAGUGUAGUGGGUUUUACCACGUGCCGGUAUUGUUAGUGUGUCAUCAUGCCUUGUGUCUCGCCUGUGCCGGCGCCCUUCAGAAACCAGCGGCAGCGGCGCCUCCUCCUCCUCCUCCUCCUUCCCGCGCCGACGAAGAAGGCAGCAGUAGUAGUGGUGGUAGUAGUCUGGUUCCUCCUGCCGAGGAGCACGAGACCUCCGAAGUGGAUAAACUGUCAGUGUUGAGUGACGCCGACUCGGGCGUGUCGUGCAGCUCUCGCCCCACAAGUUUGGUCGGGGCUUCGGAGGAGAGAGGAGGCGGAGGAGGCAGCGGCGGCGGAAACAGCAUCAGCAAUAACAGCGAUCCCCCUCCUCCUCCGCCCGUGUAUACGAUAACCUGCCCGAAAUGCGGCGUCGCCACGCCUACGGACGAAUCGGGCGCCCAAGGGCUCACUCGGUUCCGAGUCCUGGCGGCCGUCGUGGACAAACACCUGGAGAGGUACCAAGUGGCGGAACCCUGCCAGUUGUGCGAAGGGGCCGAGAUGGCCAGGGCUGCCCAGGUGUUUUGCGACCAGUGUUUGGUUUUUUACUGUGGCCCCUGUCGGGAUUCUUGCCACCCGGCCCGGGGGCCUUUGGCCUCCCACUGGCUGGUCAGCGUGGCCGAGGGAAGGGCGCUGCUGAGGGCGCGCCGUCGGGAGAGAGAGGGCAGGUGCGGACAUCACCCUCAGGAGCAUGUGUCCAUGUUCUGCGUCACCUGUAGAGUGCCCGUCUGCGUCCUCUGCUUGCACCACGGGAGGCAUCAUACACAUGACGUUCACGCCCUCAAUGCCGUUACUAAAACACAUAAGACGGAGUUGUCGCAAGCUCUGCAACAGCUAUCCGAGAAGGCCCGGGCGGCUACCGAAUUCAUCCACACGCUCAAGACCCUCUCGGAUGAAGUCCACGGAAACUGCCGUGAGGUGGAAGGGGUCAUCGCUGCCCAAGUGGAUGCCCUGGUGGAGGCUCUGCAAACGAGACGUUCUGACCUCAUCAACUGGGUCAGGAGACAGCGCGAUGCCAAGGUUCAUGCGUUGAGAGAACAGGUACAGGACUACACACAUACCUUGCAGGGCACCACGGCCACCAUCCACUUCUGCAUCGAGGCCCUCAAAGAAUCCGACCCUGCUUCUUUCAUGGAGGCGCAGGCCAUCCUAGAGGAGAGGGUAUGUACAGUCUCGGAGGACUGGGAACGUACCAUGAUACCCGAGCCGAGGGUACCCCCCGUCUUCAACCUCACCUUGGAUGACAAGACGCUCCUGACUGCCAUCCAGCAACUCACGUUUAUACAGUUAAAACGGCCUCAUGUAACACUCCAACAGACAGAUGACGGCUCAGCGCCUGGAACGCCAGCGAUGAUCCCCGAGGAGUGCAGUGCGGAGAACAAUAGUGUCACAAUUGCUUGGGCUCCACAUCACACUUCCUGUGUCACCGGAUACACGCUGGAGAUUGACGACGGUAGCAACGGCCCUUUCAGGGAAGUGUACACCGGAGAGGAGACUGUGUGUACCAUCGAUGGUCUUCAUUUUAACUCUAUUUACAGAGCAAGAGUUAAAGCCUUCAACAAUAGUGGAAGCUCUGCAUUUUGUGAACCUCUUUGUUUACAAACAGCAGCAGUCGCAUGGUUUACAUUUGAAACAAAUCAUGCUGAUCAUACACUGUCGGAGAAUGGUUGCACAGUGAGCUGUGACUCUUACGAACAUCGUGUAGCCUUGGGUAGUGUUGGCUUCUCUAGGGGCAUUCAUUACUGGGAGUUCCACAUAGAACGUUAUGAUGGAAAUGCAGACAUUGCAUUUGGAGUUGGAAGAAUAGACAUAUGCAAGGAGAUGAUUUUAGGAAAAUGUGGUGGCAGCUGGAGUAUGUACAUCGAUGGGGAACGGUCAUGGUUCAUGCAUGGAGGAGAACAUUUUGAUAGAAAAUCUGGAGGUGUAAGAGCAGGGGACACUGUAGGACUAUUACUGAUUUUACCUGAGAAAACCUUAACAUUUUAUGUUAAUGGAGAUUUACAGGGUCGUGUAUCUCUGGCUGGCAUUGGUGGUGUUUUAUAUCCGGCUGUAAGUUUAAACCGCAGCGUAGUUCUAACAGUUCAGACUGGCCUCCAUCCUCCCAAAAAAUAUUUGAAUCCAUCAUCUGAAGCAAAUAUGUAGAAUUAAAGAUCUUUUUUUAUAUAUUUCA